Ostertagia ostertagi is the source of this 531-nucleotide messenger RNA. NCBI's taxonomy places the organism in Eukaryota, Metazoa, Nematoda, Chromadorea, Rhabditida, Trichostrongylidae. The record is from the annotation of a GenBank genome assembly.
AUGCUGGUGCAUUUGUUACUUUCAAAACUGGAUGGGUUCCCUCGGUCCGUGGCAGAGGCGCUACCCAGGCUCUGGAAGGACAAAUUCAAAGAGAAUGAGUCCUCAACACAAAUGAACGCCUACAUGAAGCUGAAGACGUUACGCAUGGAGGGGGACGUGACAAGCUAUUGCGUAGAAUUAGAAAAACUCACGCAAAGAGCUUACCCUGAAGCUUCUGAACAGGAGCUGUCGCGUACACGGGCCUCGGAACUGGUCGCUCAGUUAUCGAAUUGGCCAGAAUAUCUUCAGCUGUACACGACCAUGGAAGUAGCACCAAAACAGCAGGCGUACGAAAUGGUCAAAACAAUGGCGCAAAGAGGUGUGAGCGUAGCAGAGCACUCGCGACCGCAACUAAAAAGACGCUGGAUGCCUCCAAGCUGCGUCGUUCUAUUCCGGAAGAACACAAAGAGAGAGUCUACCUGCGCCACGAGCCACAGGAAUAAAGAGGUAUUAAGGGUUGCAAAUGAGCCAAAGACGGGUGCCAAAAUGUAA